AAAUUGUUUCCACAAACACUGUAAAAAGACUAGUUACCAAGUUUGAUUUUCACUUUGGAAAGUGUGCUUCCAAGUUUCAACUGCAAUGGAGCUGUCUCUGGUUUGUGUAUGGAGCAACAGUGACAGUGAAAGAGUCUUAUAACACAAUAUAAGUGUAAGUGCAAGAUUAACAAACACCUUUUUCCCUUAUCAUUAACUCUCAACUAAUUUUCUAUCUUUUUAUCGAUUUGUAUUCCAUUAUCCCUCCAUUUAUUUCCCACCAAAUCCUAAGAGAGAGAAAAUAGAGCAAUUAAAAAAAUCAAUAAAAAGAGGAAAGAGUUAAUGAUUCUCACGUCCCACUACUUUUCUUGAAUCCAACUCUUCUACCUUUCUCAAAAUCUCUCUGUUCCUUUCAGCAACAACAACAACAGCAAUACCAAAUCUUGUUUUGUUUUCUUGAAGGAAAAAGACCCUUAAAAAUCAUUAUUUUUUAGCUUUCUUGUUUCUUGAAGCAAAAAAGAUCCAUAAAAAACAAAUCUUUUUUUAGUUAUUUUUUAAUAAUUCCAUUAAAAAAACCAAUUAAACAAUCUUUUUCAUUGCCAGCCAUGACUGAGGUUCUUCAUUCUCCUUCUCAUUUCCCUUCUUCUCCAAGCACUACUCAAUCUUCUUCUAAUUCUUCCUUAUCCUGUGCACCCCCUUCUUCUUUUAGACAAAGUAGUUACGUUGGCGCUGGUGGUCAGGAGGAGGAUGGUGGUUUUAUGGUGAGUGAGUGUGACCCUGACGAGGAUUUUGUGAAAGAAAGUGAAAAGAAUCAAAGGGAACAGCUUUCUUUAUUGGCACUUCUUGUUACUAUUUUUAGGAAAUCUUUGGCUGCUUGUAAGAGUGAUAGAAGGGAGCUUUGCGCUAUGGAGAUCGGUUGGCCAUCCAAUGUGCGCCACGUUGCUCAUGUUACUUUUGAUAGAUUUAAUGGCUUCUUGGGUUUGCCUGUGGAGUUUGAGCCUGAAGUGCCUAGGAGAGCUCCUAGUGCUAGUGCAACUGUGUUUGGAGUUUCGACAGAAUCCAUGCAGUUGUCAUAUGAUUCCAGAGGGAACAGUGUGCCAACAAUACUCUUGCUAAUGCAAAGACACUUGUAUUCACAAGGAGGCUUGCAGGCUGAAGGGAUUUUCAGAAUUAAUGCAGAAAAUAGUCAGGAGGAGUAUGUGAGGGAUCAAUUGAAUAGAGGAGUGAUACCAGAUGGCAUUGAUAUACAUUGUUUGGCAGGACUUAUCAAGGCUUGGUUUAGAGAGCUCCCAACUGGGGUCCUGGAUUCUCUAUCACCUGAGAAAGUAAUGCAGUGCCAAACAGAGGAAGAUUGUGCUCAGCUUGCAAGGCAUCUACCAUAUACAGAAGCUGCUUUACUAGAUUGGGCCAUCAACCUGAUGGCUGAUGUUGUAAAACAUGAACAUGUAAACAAGAUGAAUGCACGCAACAUAGCCAUGGUUUUUGCACCAAACAUGACUCAGAUGGCAGAUCCUUUGACUGCACUGAUGUAUGCAGUUCAGGUGAUGAACUUUCUUAAGACACUUAUCUUAAGGACACUGCGAGAGAGAGAAGAUUCUGUAUUAGAGCCAACUCCUACUUCACAUCUUGAGCCAUUUGAUGAGAAUGACCACCAGAGUCCUUUACUGUCUUGUGUGGAAGACGCUAAAUAUGACAAUGAAAAGACAGAUGAAGUUUUCGUUGCUGAAGAACCUGUUAUAGAAUCUUCCUACUCUAGUCAAAGCAAUGUCAUAACUAAUGGAGAAUAUCACAGUUCCUCAAUCUCUGCUGAAAAGUUAAUUGCCAAAGAGCUUCAAUCUUGUGAGGCUGCUGCUGAGGUCGAUACAUCUACCAAUGAAACAUAUGCUGUCAUUGUCAAUGAUCUAAAGGCUAGUGUUCAUACAAGUCCAGGAAAAAGCAGUGUUGGUCAAUCAAGCAGUUCAAAUCUCAGUAAGAUAAAUAGGCAGCAAUCCAUACUUCGUCUAGCAGCAUCUGUUGAGAAGACUCGGGGACUUAGCAACUUGAGCUGUAUAGGUUCAAGGACAGAACUUAUUGAAGCUUGGCGAUGAAAGACAGAUCGACAGUUGGGCCCUAAUUGCUUCCGUAAAUAGGUGGCACUAUUUGUUUGAUUUCAACGUUGUGAGAGAAUGUGUGCUUGCUAUGUGCUGACUGGUUUUCUGAUUUUGUGGAUGACACUAUGCUGUGAAACUAACAUCUUAUACUUAAAAAAAUUACAGCUAGUUCCAUUAACAAUGAAAUCAAUUGUUCUUUAGCAUUGUA
Molecule: messenger RNA, 2277 nt
Organism: Ricinus communis (castor bean)
Lineage: Eukaryota; Viridiplantae; Streptophyta; Magnoliopsida; Malpighiales; Euphorbiaceae
Product: rho GTPase-activating protein 1
Exons: 5
Coding region: 585-2066 (493 amino acids)
Biological process (GO): signal transduction
Molecular function (GO): GTPase activator activity
Source: RefSeq, a predicted model, not a curated record